UUCUCGGAAACACGUAGCAAAAGGCGAAGGUGCUCCGGAGGGCCAACGCAGAGACACAAUUCCAGCCGUCCGAUCGAGGCCACGCUCGCACACAAGAAAGAGAAGAAAAGAACCAGGAAACCGGCUCCUCUUGCCUUGCUCCGUUGGCCGCCGUUGCGAGCCUCCGCCGACCGGCGCCGCCACCGUGUCUUUUCGGCGUCCGCUUCCACCUCCUCGUCAGGUGCCAUGUCGGCGCUGUUCAACUUCCACUCGUUUUUGACGGUGGUGCUGCUGCUGAUCUGCACCUGCACCUACCUCAAGAUGCACUUCCCCUCUCUCCUCAUCCGCCGGACAGGGUUUCGUGGUUUCUUUUGGAAGGCUGCUAGGAUAGGUGAACGCCUUAGCCCCUGGGUAGCCAUUGGGUGCUCUGUGAUGGGCAUAUCGAUUUUAUUUUGUUGAGGUUAGGAAGAUGUUUUUGCCUUUCUUUGCUGACGAUACUCCAGUGUAGUGAACAGGAACCUAGUGGUUUGCUUCUCUCUUGUAAGCAUCUCACAAACCGCGUACUUCUUGUUUGGUCCUUACACUUGAGAAAGAAGAGAAGCAUGUGAUUUUGCAGUUACAUACUCUGAUAGUCUGAUCUCUUUGUUUGAGAUCUCA
Messenger RNA from Panicum virgatum (switchgrass), 636 nucleotides. RefSeq names its product protein kish-like. Gene Ontology annotation, biological process: protein secretion; intracellular transport. The coding region runs from base 226 to 438 and encodes 70 amino acids. The record is from RefSeq and is a predicted model, not a curated record. The transcript is spliced from 4 exons. NCBI's taxonomy places the organism in Eukaryota, Viridiplantae, Streptophyta, Magnoliopsida, Poales, Poaceae.